Molecule: messenger RNA, 3016 nt
Organism: Leptidea sinapis
Lineage: Eukaryota; Metazoa; Arthropoda; Insecta; Lepidoptera; Pieridae
Product: protein daughterless-like
Exons: 12
Coding region: 63-1199 (378 amino acids)
Biological process (GO): regulation of transcription by RNA polymerase II
Cellular component (GO): transcription regulator complex
Molecular function (GO): protein dimerization activity; DNA-binding transcription factor activity, RNA polymerase II-specific; RNA polymerase II cis-regulatory region sequence-specific DNA binding
Source: RefSeq, a predicted model, not a curated record
CGAGUGCAGGCGCGGGCGGGGAGGCGAGCGCGGCGGGCGGGGCGGAGCUGCCCCUGCCGCCCAUGUCGUCGUUCCGAGCGGCCGCGCCCGUCCACUCGCCCACAGACCCCAUGCUCGUCGCCAAACCCACCAUGCAGCCCAUGUACGCCGGGGCAGCGAACUCAGCGGCUGGCGGUGAAGGGGCAAGUCUCUCCUCGUACGGCUCGUCGCCCUCCACGCCUGUCCACUCCCCCCCUCCCCUGCACGCAAGGCUCUACCCCCCGCUCAAGCAUUCGCCGCAUCAUCCGCACCACGCUCAUCAUAACGGACAGCAAGCAAACUGGGUAUCGUCAGGAGUAUCAUCACCGCCCAGUGCAUCGACGCCGCACGCUCAGCUCACCAACGCAGUGUUGCCAAACGGACACCACGUCGGAGUAUUUCCACCCCCAGUCAUGGGCGCGCCGGCCGAGCAGAGGCAGCUCGACGAGGCCAUGGUCUUCCUCAGGGAGCACAGUGACGUCGGGAAAACGGUUGCGAGUGAAAAAUUUGGCGCGCGGAUGGAGGAGCGGCUAGAUGACGCCAUCAACGUGCUGCGGAACCAUGCCGAGGCGCCCGACCUCUACCCCCAGGAUGUGCAUCAGCCGCCAGCGAGUCGCGUGGGACUGGCACACCUGCAGCCCGAACCCGUCAAGAUGGAGCGCCAUCUGGUGCCCAAUACAAAGAAACGCAAAGAGCCCCCCGAGUCAGUCGCGGAGUCGAAGCCCUCGUCAUCAGGAUCUGACCUCCACAAGGGAAACUCAAAUAAACGUUCGCGGAGAUAUUUGAACAGUUGCUCCUCCGCCGACGAGGAUGAACUGGACCCCGACGCCAAGGCCGCGCGCGAGAGAGAGCGUCGCCAGGCCAACAACGUGCGAGAGAGGAUACGAAUACGGGACAUCAACGAGGCGCUCAAGGAGCUGGGCCGCAUGUGCAUGACGCAUCUGAAGAGUGACAAGCCGCAGACCAAACUGGGCAUCCUCAAUAUGGCCGUCGAGGUCAUCAUGACGCUGGAGCAGCAAGUCAGAGAACGUAACCUGAACCCGAAAGCUGCGUGUCUCAAGCGGCGCGAGGAGGAGAAGUCUGAAGACGCGCCCAAGUUACUGGCGCCACCACUGCAGCACUACCAACCCAUGCCGGGCAUGGGCCAGUUGCCAGGCCAGCCCCCCACAGGCCCUCAAUAACGACGGGCCCACACACACAUGUACGCACAUCCGCACUCACACAGAGGCCCUAGCCGGCACUAGGGCGCCCCUAUCACUGUUACAAGAGGCCCACGUGGACCGACAAGGAUCAAGCUGCAAACGACAUAACUUUAAAUCAUCUAUUUUUCUACUUUCAAAAAUUGUUUCAAAAUACUCAAUUUUCUGUUUUAAAUUAACUCAUAUUUGGUUUUCUGUCGCCAUCUUCAUUGAAGAUCCUUCCUUCCUUUUCUACCUUCUUUUUGUUUGUUUUUUUACAAUCAACCGAGACAACAUUCCAUAUAAUUUGAGUUGGGUUAUACAAACGGCUUGAGCAAGCAGUGGCCAGUGAUAGGUAGCCGGGCGCGGUCUGUGAGUGCGCAGUGAUUACCAGAACAUUACUAGAUAUAACUGUGUAUCAUAUAGGUUAUAGAUAUAUUUAGUGGAGGCGCGAUGUCCGCUCCUGUGGGGCGGAAUGAAAUUGUAAUAUAGCCUAGAGUUAUGUAGAAUAAUUGAUAUGGAAUAUAUAAGGAAAAAACGAUAUUUUUAAUUACUAUAUAAAAUGUUCGCUGCCAUAAGCGUAGGGCGUAGUCCGGGGUCCGUUUUUGUUGGCGACACUAAUCCCCGAAUCGUUAAGUUGGCCCGAAUAUUGACAAUAAACUGUCAAAAACGGAUUCCGGAGUUUAUGAAUUAUUUUGUAACGGAUGCCGGAUUUUACUAGAAUUUGAUUUUAUGACUUACGUUGUUUAACACGCGCGGUUAUAAAUGACAUAAUAUUUUGCGAAUUUUUAAAUGACAUGUUGUAUGAGUUCGCUUUACGGCUCCUAACUUAAGUACGUACUUAAGAUAGUUUUUUUUUAUUUUAAAAAGAACUCCAGUGAAUUUUUUAAUGUAUUUUACCCCAUUUACAGGUGUUACGCGAAUGCGUAUAUAAUUUAUAUAAAUCAUCUGGUAGCUAUUAAUGAUGUUUUAGUUGUGUACUUACUUUAGUAGGGCGUGAGUUGUGCAUGAAGCGAUAUAAUGAUCACGUGAUUGUAAACGAGUUUUAAUUGGAGAUUAUUAUUGAUUAGUGAUUGUUUGCACUGUGCCGAUUUAGUGUGCUUUGUUGAUAUAUCGAAUGAGAUCGAGCCGAUAUGACGUAUUGUGUAAAUAUAAUCGAAGCUCAACAUGGUUCCGUGGUUGCGUUGGUGACGGGCGCAGGUCGGGCCGCCGCCAUUGGGUUCUGUACCAAAUUAGUGGAUCUCUACGUGUGAGGUACAGAGGCGCCAGUGUCGCCGCCCGUCCGUAUGAUUCUGUAUUAUAUAGAGUUAAGUUUGAUUGAAGUCCGCCAUGUUUGUCAGCGUCGCGUCCAACGCUCGACCAAUGAGCGAUGGCGGCGCGAGACGUAACGGAAAUAAUAAAAUGGAAAGUUCAAAAUUUAUUUUUUUAGUAUUCCUUAGAUUGUAAGCCCACAUAAUCACGCGACGCAAGCGCUUAGUUUAGUUGAGUCUUUUCUUCCAUUUAGUGUUAAUUUUAAGUUUUUUUUAUUAUUAUCUAUUAUUAUUGAUUUUGUUGUCUGUACGCGCCGUCCGCCAGGUACGGUCGGUGAAAACGAAUAAUUUAUUGGAAAUCAUGCUCAGCUUAGAGGCACUGGAGUUAUUAUAUAUAUGUUCUGUUCUACAUAUCCUGGAGAUAAUGUAAAGGCUUAGAGGCUUUCGACUUUUAUUUGAUCGCAUUGUAUGAUAGAGUCGGUAAACCACUGUUCAAAUAACUUUAACGACAAAGUGUAAUUAUAAAAUGAAAUAAUUAUAAUUAAAUAUAUGUGCCAUUCAUUUUGCUAA